UGCCUUUUCUAUGCGUUUCUUUUGUUUCGGACUUGAUCAAACGGUCGCAUUACUGCAUUGCUUCUUUGGCUCCACUUGAGUUAGGCGUCAUGGGCAGCGGCAUCCAGGUGGCGGUGGCCACGGUUGGGCUGAUCUCGGUGCUGAUCUUCAUGUGGCUGGCGGUACCUACCGAGCAGACGCUGGAUCUGAAGUUCCCCAAUGUGGUGAUCCUGCGGGGCCUCGGCAGUCUUGACCUUGAGCCGAUCUCCUUCGACAACAACUCCUUGCCGCUGAUCCCAUCUGCAGAGGCUGCCCAGUUCAACGGAUUCUACCAGUUUGAGCCCUUGUUCUACCACAAGAGCUUCGACCGCUUCGUGCCCUGGGAGCAGAGGGAUAAGGCCAUGGUUUUCAGCUGCACCAUGUUCUGCAGUGCCUACAACACCACAGCCAACGAGGUGAAGCUAGCUCUCAUCCAUGCCUCCCUGGAUGGCAAGAGAUAUAGCUGGUACCUCACGGAGUUCCGGGACGAGGAUGCGAACUCGCCAGUGAUCUAUGCCCGGACAAAGCUGCGGAAGUCCCCGACCUACCGCGCGCCUUGGGUCACGGUGACCCCCGGGGGCGAGAUCAAGCCCAAGGACCUUGAGGAGGUGCACAUCAUCACAGCCUGGGACGCCCUGCGCUUCGACACUCCCCUGAAGUGGGCCGUCACGGCCAUUCUCGUCGGUGGGAUUGUCUUCUGGUACAAAUCGAUGAAGGAGAAAGACGACUGACGCUGGCCUCGCGUCCGCAGAAGAUGCUUACGCAACCUGCGCGAUGUGGACGGUUUGUCUCCACAUGAGGAGACCCCCCC
Molecule: messenger RNA, 829 nt
Organism: Effrenium voratum
Lineage: Eukaryota; Dinophyceae; Suessiales; Symbiodiniaceae
Source: the annotation of a GenBank genome assembly